This is a messenger RNA of Prosopis cineraria, 2230 nucleotides long. Its product is annotated as ent-copalyl diphosphate synthase, chloroplastic-like. The transcript has 13 exons. The record is from RefSeq and is a predicted model, not a curated record. Gene Ontology annotation, biological process: gibberellin biosynthetic process. NCBI's taxonomy places the organism in Eukaryota, Viridiplantae, Streptophyta, Magnoliopsida, Fabales, Fabaceae. Gene Ontology annotation, molecular function: magnesium ion binding; terpene synthase activity. Gene Ontology annotation, cellular component: chloroplast. Bases 101 to 2230 code for a protein of 709 amino acids.
UCCGGAGAAUGUGACUGUGAAGGAUGUGGAUGAUAAGGAAUCUGCUCCUCAUCAGGUUGCUGAGGAAAAUGAGAUCAGAAAGAGAAUCAAUGCUGUGAAAAUGAUGUUGAGCUCCAUGGAAGAUGGAGAGAUAUCCAUCUCAGCUUAUGGCACAGCGUGGGUUGCUCUCGUUAAAGCUGAUGAUGGGUCUGAUUCUCCUCAGUUUCCUUCAGCUCUCGAAUGGAUUGCCAACAAUCAGCUCCCUGAUGGUUCAUGGGGUGAUGCUCUUCUGUUCUCAGCCCAUGACAGAAUCCUUAACACAUUAGCUUGUGUUAUCGCAUUGACUUCUUGGAAUCUUCAUCCCAAUAAGUGCCAGAAAGGAAUGAAAUUUUUCAAUGAAAACCUGAGCAAGCUCGAGGAUGAGAAUGCUGAGCAUGUGCUAAUCGGCUUUGAAGUUGCUUUCCCUUCACUUCUUGACUUAGCUCGAAGUUUGAACAUUGAAGUGCCCAAUGAUUCUGAUUCUCCUUACUUGAAGCGCAUCUUUGAGAUGAGAGACCUCAAGCUCAAAAAAAUACCGAGGGAUAUGAUGCAUAAAGUGCCCACAACGCUGCUCCAUAGCUUGGAGGGAAUGCCAAAUUUGGAGUGGAACGAGCUUCUGAAACUGCAAUCCCAGGACGGUUCCUUCUUAUUCUCCCCAUCUUCUACUGCUUAUGGCCUCAUGCAUACCAGAAGUGAAGCUUCUCUCAAAUACUUGGACAGAAUCACCAAGAGGUUCAAUGGGGGAGUUCCCAAUGUGUACCCAGUUGAUUUGUUUGAGCACAUUUGGGCUGUUGAUCGGCUGCAACGCCUUGGAAUUUCCAGAUAUUUUCAGCAAGAGAUCAAGGACGUUAUCACUUACAUUUAUAGGCAUUGGAAUGAGAAGGGUAUUUGCUGGGCAAGAAAUUCAGACGUUCAAGAUAUUGACGACACGGCAAUGGGAUUUAGACUACUGAGGUUGCAUGGCCACCAAGUUUCAGCCGACGUGUUCAAGAAUUUUAAGAAAAAUGGAGAAUUCUUCUGCUUCGCGGGGCAGUCAACAACAGCUGUGACAGGAAUGUUCAAUCUGUACAGAGCUUCUCAGGUGCUGUUUCCGGGGGAGAACGUACUCGAGGAUGCCAUGCAAUUCUCAGCCAAGUAUUUAACCCAGAAACGUGCUGAGAAUCAGCUCCUUGAUAAAUGGAUCAUAAUGAAGGAUUUACCUGGCGAGGUGGGUUAUGCAUUGGACGUGCCGUGGUAUGCAAGCUUGCCGAGAUUGGAAACAAGAUGCUACAUUGAUCAGUAUGGUGGUGAAGAUGAUGUCUGGAUUGGCAAGUCCCUUUACAGGAUGCCAUACGUGAACAAUGAGGUUUAUCUGGAACUUGCAAAAUUAGAUUACAACAAUUGCCAGGCUUUGCAUUUUAAAGAAUGGGGCGAAAUCCAAGGGUGGUACUCCGAAAAUGGACUGGAGGGGUUUGGAUUAAGCAGAGAAGUUCUUCUUGCUGCUUAUUUUGUAUGUGCGGCAAGCAUAUUUGAGCCUGAGAGAUCUCAAGAGCGACUUGCAUGGUCUAAAACAGCAGUUUUAGUUGAGACAAUCUCGUCCUUCAUUGACGAUGAAGAAACUAGGAGAACCUUUGUGCAGAGAUUCAAUCUCGGCAUCAAUGAACAAGAUUCCUCAAUAUUCAUGGAGUCAAACGAGAAAAGGGCAAAAGAAAGACUAGUGGAAGUUUUGCUUAGGACCAUUGACAGCCUUGGCUCGCAGACGUCCUUGCCGCGUGGUCAUGAAGCCGUCCGUGAUUUGCGUCAGGCCUGGCAAAGAUGGAUGUCAAGUUGGGAAAGGGAAGCAAACAGGCCCCAGAAUGAAGCAGAGCUGAUGGUGCAAGUGAUGAAUUUGAGCGCUGGCUAUCGCCUAGAAGAGCUACAGUUGAAUCCUCACUAUCAAAAAUUGAUGGAAGUCACUAAUUCAGUUUGCAAUAGCCUCCGCAAUUACCAAUCCAGCAAGGCUCAUGGAAGCAGCCACUGGAGUACACACUGCAGCACUACACCCGAAAUAGAAUCAGAAAUGAGAGAGCUUGUUGAAUUGGUGCUUCAAGUCCAGAAUCCUCCAAAUGCCAUGGAAUACAAUAUCAACAACAUAUUCUUUGCUGUUGCGAGGGCUUACUACUACGCAGCCUACUUUGAUGCAGAGACCAUCAACUCUCAUAUUGCCAAAGUUCUCUUUCAUAGAGUGAUGUAA